AUGUUCGAUCCAUCUACUCCUCCAACAGCUUGCUGCCCCUUCUGCACAAUCUGCAACAUCUUCAAGCCCUAUGAUCCUCUCAACCCUCCUCCCCAAUCAUCACCAUCCAUAGACCCCGAGCUCGUCUCCCCUGCUUCUUUCAUCGUGCUCUCCACCCCGACGCUCAUCGCCUUCCUCGACAUCCUACCUCUCAGCCGCGGUCACCUCCUCCUCUGCCCAAGGCCUCAUCGCCCCAAGCUCACCGACGUGACCGACUCCGAGUCCGCCGAGCUGGGUCGCUAUCUACGCGUCUUAUCCAAGGCUACAGCUCGCGCCACAGGUGUCGAGGACUGGAACGUGGUGCAGAACAACGGCGCCGCUGCAGCCCAGGUCGUCCCGCACAUGCACUUCCACGUCAUCCCCAGACCGGAAAUUCGCGCCAGCGGCAGGUUCAGUGAGAGCUUCACCAUGUUUGGAAGGGGGAAGCGGGAAGAGCUGGAUGACGAUGAGGCGGCUCAGCUGGCCGAGGAGCUGAGACAGAGUGUCGCCGCCGUCCUGAAGGAAGAGGAGGAGAGUCGAAAGGCCAAACUAUAG
Fusarium falciforme is the source of this 573-nucleotide messenger RNA. Its product is annotated as HIT domain-containing protein. NCBI's taxonomy places the organism in Eukaryota, Fungi, Ascomycota, Sordariomycetes, Hypocreales, Nectriaceae. Bases 1 to 573 code for a protein of 190 amino acids. The record is from RefSeq and is a predicted model, not a curated record. Gene Ontology annotation, molecular function: catalytic activity. Gene Ontology annotation, biological process: nucleotide metabolic process. The transcript has a single exon.